Messenger RNA from Durotheca rogersii, 2421 nucleotides. RefSeq lists its product as uncharacterized. The transcript has a single exon. Bases 207 to 2261 code for a protein of 684 amino acids. NCBI's taxonomy places the organism in Eukaryota, Fungi, Ascomycota, Sordariomycetes, Xylariales, Xylariaceae. The record is from RefSeq and is a predicted model, not a curated record.
UCAAUAUCCCCCUUCCGUCAGGGACCAUGGGGAGGUAUUAUUGGUCUAAUUCGUGGGACUCUCCGCGGUAGACCAGACCGGCUCUCUCCUCGAAAGCAUUGCUUAUACCUUUCUACCCACAUACCGACUUACCUACUGCUCUCUUCGCAGGCCAGUCUCAUCUGGCCUGCGAUAAAGGGAAAAUUAUACGCGCAAAUACGCUGCCCAUGCCCACAUCAGAAGCGAACAAGAGGGGCCUGAAGAGAGAGAAAUGGCGGCUCCGCGAGUCCCUCGGGAGGUAUGGCACUCUCGUCAUAACCGGCGGCGCCAUUGUCUCGGCCCUCGUCUUAGGCUUCCUCAGCUUGCUGUGGGUUGGCCAGGGUCCCGGGAGUGGCGAGAAUGCGUCUGCUGUGUGGCGGUUCAUCGCCAUGAGGGGGUGGUUCGUCGAGGCUGCUACCCUCUGUACGAUGGUCAUCCAGGUGUGCGCGAGCGCUCAGGCCCUGAUAUGCACCAGUCUCGCGGCGGCGACGCUCCUCGAGACCACCGGCGUGCCCCUCUCCCAGGUCGCCGAGUUCUCUACGAUGCGGGGCGCGAAUGACGGCCCGUGGCGGUUCGUCUAUCUCACGUUCCGCUCAAUUCGCAAUUUUUUCUCCGUGCAGUCGCUCCUGAUGCUCGUCCUCCUCCUCGGGACAACGGCGACGCACUUUUCCUCCACCAUCCUCGUCACCGAUCUGGAGGUCUCCUCCAUAACCACCGAUCCGACCCAGAUGCUGCUAAACGUGUCCCUGUCCGACGACAUAGAGACGGGCCGACCCUCUAGAUCCCAGUGGCUCCUGAAGCCGACAGAUUAUGCCGUCUUCGGCGAGAUCCCCUCGGGCAUUAACGUGGAACCGACUACUGGCGGCUUCAGCGAUACAGGAAACGUCAGGAGGUUAUUCCCGCCCCUUGGCCACGAAAACAGAACUAAAAUUCGUCACUACAGUGGUAGCGCAUAUGGAAUCAACUCGAGGGUGGCCUGCACACCUCCAGUUAUAGGCGGGAGAUUCCACUACACCAGGUCGAAUGUCAGGGGGCUACCCUUCCUACUGAGCAUGGUGGGACAGAUCUCAUACAAGGCCACCUUCGAACGCGCUGGCCUCGCUGAACCGUUGCUCUGCAGCGAUGGAAAAUGUCUGCCCACCCAGUUCAACUGUACUCUGCCUACUGCCGGGAUUCCCGGAGGGCAGGGGAUUUACAUGUGUCUCCCGGAUAUAUCAAACGUCAUCGAUGAGAACGUUGCCUUUUUGAGCGACGGCCGAGACAGACCGAUUACUCCCCACUCAAUGGUCUUCCUCGUGACGCGGAACAACGGGUCAUUCGACGAAUGGUCCUUCGCGAAAAACACGAGCAGGAUUCCAGACAACCCGAGCCGCGUUGGUGAAUGGGCCAGGUGGAGACUCGGAAACAAAAUCGUAUUCGAAGCGUCCAUAUGUUUCUCCGAGCUCCUAUGGGAGAUGUCGCAGGUAGAUAUGUCCACUUCUCACGACGCGGUCGAGCCGACGAUUUACUACGACCCAAAGGCCCAGUUCGCAGAUUCUUCUGCUGUCCGUGCUCUGCUAGGGGCGAACGCUGGACCGACGGACGCGGCGGACCGGUCCCUCCUCAGAAUAAAUGCCGUCGGCAACACAACGACGGAUUCGAGGCUACUUCACUACCUAGACGGCGCGAUUAACUCUGGGGUAUUUGGAAGUCAGGAACCUCGAUUGGGCACGACGAUUAACGGAGGCGGAACGAGCUUCGGACUGUCGACCAUCAACCCCUUUGUGGACUACGUGGCCGUCUUCGAGGACGUGCUGGUGGAGACCAACCGCCCGGCGGUCGCCAUACAGUCGAUAAUGACGAUGAUGGCGAUGUCACUACACUACGCCAACCUGGCGCUGCUGGACGUCGCGGAGGAGGUGAGCAUUACGACAUCGGCACCCAUCAACGUCCCGGUGCGGUGGACCGGGCUUGCCGUAGUGGCGGGGGUCGUGACCGUGGACACCCUGUGCGUUGUCGCGAUCACGACCAUGUUCCUGCUGCGGACCCGGUACUCGAAGCAGGGCCACUUCUGGCACGCCGUAUCCCAGCUCAUCUCGGAGCGGACGAUCGGCGUUCUGCAGGCGAGCCCCGAGGCCAGGGACGAGCACGCGGUGGAGCGGGCGCAGGUGGGCGACCCGGUGAUGGUCGUGGCGCGGUGUAAGAGGACGGGGAGAGUGCAGGUUAUUCGGAAGGACGAUAUCGAGGACGGGAAUGAAACAUGAUACCCCUUUUGUUUACGGUUACGUUUGGACACAUUCAGGAUUCCUUUUAGAAUAUACAUGUGUUUCUAUCAAUUGCCAUAGCGUUAUCUUGUAAACCCCUGAAAAGGCCCACGUCUUCUCUGGGUUUUCAGACCCCUACUCGCCACCCUUCCCUGCUCUC